Messenger RNA from Leguminivora glycinivorella, 7039 nucleotides. RefSeq names its product AN1-type zinc finger protein 4-like. Lineage: Eukaryota; Metazoa; Arthropoda; Insecta; Lepidoptera; Tortricidae. The transcript has 4 exons. The record is from RefSeq and is a predicted model, not a curated record. The coding region runs from base 1890 to 2318 and encodes 142 amino acids. Gene Ontology annotation, molecular function: zinc ion binding.
GCUGCAGCCGCAUCCGCCGCUCGGGGACGCGCUCUUCUCCUCCUCCACCAGCGAUCUAGAGACGCUCACGAGGAACAGGAUGCUGCCGCUCAGCAGGCACAGGUGAGCUCUACCCCCUGGCGCCCGCCGCGCACUCCGCCUCCUCGCUGCAGCUGCAGCCGCAUCCGCCGCUCGGUGACGCGCUCUUCUCCUCCUCCACCAGCGAUCUAGAGACGCUCACGAGGAACAGGAUGCUGCCGCUCAGCAGGCACAGGUGAGCUCUACCCCUGGCGCCCGCCGCGCACUCCGCCUCCUCGCUGCAGCUGCAGCCCCAUCCGCCGCUCGGUGACGCGCUCUUCUCCUCCUCCACCAGCGAUCUAGAGACGCUCACGAGGAACAGGAUGCUGCCGCUCAGCAGGCACAGGUGAGCUCUACCCCCUGGCGCCCGCCGCGCACUCCGCCUCCUCGCUGCAGCUGCAGCCGCAUCCGCCGCUCGGGGACGCGCUCUUCUCCUCCUCCACCAGCGAUCUAGAGACGCUCACGAGGAACAGGAUGCUGCCGCUCAGCAGGCACAGGUGAGCUCUACCCCCUGGCGCCCGCCGCGCACUCCGCCUCCUCGCUGCAGCUGCAGCCCCAUCCGCCGCUCGGGGACGCGCUCUUCUCCUCCUCCACCAGCGAUCUAGAGACGCUCACGAGGAACAGGAUGCUGCCGCUCAGCAGGCACAGGUGAGCUCUACCCCCUGGCGCCCGCCGCGCACUCCGCCUCCUCGCUGCAGCUGCAGCCCCAUCCGCCGCUCGGGGACGCGCUCUUCUCCUCCUCCACCAGCGAUCUAGAGACGCUCACGAGGAACAGGAUGCUGCCGCUCAGCAGGCACAGGUGAGCUCUACCCCCUGGCGCCCGCCGCGCACUCCGCCUCCUCGCUGCAGCUGCAGCCGCAUCCGCCGCUCGGGGACGCGCUCUUCUCCUCCUCCACCAGCGAUCUAGAGACGCUCACGAGGAACAGGAUGCUGCCGCUCAGCAGGCACAGGUGAGCUCUACCCCCUGGCGCCCGCCGCGCACUCCGCCUCCUCGCUGCAGCUGCAGCCCCAUCCGCCGCUCGGGGACGCGCUCUUCUCCUCCUCCACCAGCGAUCUAGAGACGCUCACGAGGAACAGGAUGCUGCCGCUCAGCAGGCACAGGUGAGCUCUACCCCCUGGCGCCCGCCGCGCACUCCGCCUCCUCGCUGCAGCUGCAGCCCCAUCCGCCGCUCGGGGACGCGCUCUUCUCCUCCUCCACCAGCGAUCUAGAGACGCUCACGAGGAACAGGAUGCUGCCGCUCAGCAGGCACAGGUGAGCUCUACCCCUGGCGCCCGCCGCGCACUCCGCCUCCUCGCUGCAGCUGCAGCCCCAUCCGCCGCUCGGGGACGCGCUCUUCUCCUCCUCCACCAGCGAUCUAGAGACGCUCACGAGGAACAGGAUGCUGCCGCUCAGCAGGCACAGGUGAGCUCUACCCCCUGGCGCCCGCCGCGCACUCCGCCUCCUCGCUGCAGCUGCAGCCCCAUCCGCCGCUCGGGGACGCGCUCUUCUCCUCCUCCACCAGCGAUCUAGAGACGCUCACGAGGAACAGGAUGCUGCCGCUCAGCAGGCACAGGUGAGCUCUACCCCCUGGCGCCCGCCGCGCACUCCGCCUCCUCGCUGCAGCUGCAGCCCCAUCCGCCGCUCGGGGACGCGCUCUUCUCCUCCUCCACCAGCGAUCUAGAGACGCUCACGAGGAACAGGAUGCUGCCGCUCAGCAGGCACAGGUGAGCUCUACCCCCUGGCGCCCGCCGCGCACUCCGCCUCCUCGCUGCAGCUGCAGCCGCAUCCGCCGCUCGGUGACGCGCUCUUCUCCUCCUCCACCAGCGAUCUAGAGACGCUCACGAGGAACAGGAUGCUGCCGCUCAGCAGGCACAGAAACCGCGAGCACCUACACCUGAGCGACGAGGGCCUCGACGUGUCGCACCGGCCGCGCAACCUCGAGGUGGGCAGCGAGCGGCGCCAGAAGCGCAUCAAGAAGAUCGCGGAGCUGGAGAACUCGAGGCUGUUCCGAUACGGGGACUCUUUCGAAGACGUCGUGCAGGAGGUGGAAAAGGAGCCGGAAAAGAAGGAAAUUAAGAAAAUAGCGAGGAUACGGUGCGGGUUCUGCAAGAAGCGGCUCAGCAUCGCCACCGUGCACAAGUGUCGCUGUGGGGCCGAGUUUUGCGCUCCGCACCGAUAUGCUGAGGUACACGGCUGCCUGUACGACUACAAGGCCAACGCUCACGCGUACUUACAGCGCGCCAACCCGCUCGUGUCCGCGCCCAAACUGCCCAAGAUAUAGCACCACACACACAUACACACAAUCACGUAGUCACACUAUACACUCCGCUGUACUGCGUACCUAUACGGGUAACUUUUACUAUGAGUCCAAAUCAUGAGCUGUGUUGAUCGAUCCUAUAGGAGAAAAAGUCAGUUUCUUAUUUUUUUUGUUCACCGACUUGCGAUCCUAUAAGUAUCCUAUAAGAAAUCGUAACUCUGUCUGAACAAAAUGAGAUGUUUUUACACAACUGCCCCAAAAAUGGAGUGUAAUGUUUUUACAGAGUAGAAAAAGCAUAAAAAACUCACAUUUAGAAAAAAUGUAAAAAUGGAAUUUAAGAGAUUAAAAAUACGUAACUAAUCGUUUUAUUAAUUGAUAUAAUUUUAAUAACAAAACUACCGUGAGAUACUGACAUUAAACAUUUAUAACCCGGGUCACUCACAACAUCGGGAGCGAAACAUGUCGAGCGGUUUUCGACUAUUUUCACAUGAGUGACCCGGUUUAUAUAUGUUCAAUAUGAUUGAUAUAAUGCCAGAAUUAUCAGCUUUGUUAUUUCCCUUUUAAAAAACUAAAAUGGAAGUAAAUCUUACUAAUGUCAAACGAAUUUAAACCUUUUAUACAAAAUACUCCAUAAUAUCACAAUCUAUUGGAGUAGUCGUAAAUUUUCGUGUCACAUCAAUAUAAAACCUAACGGUCGCUAUCUUUUUAUUUCAAUUUUUUUAUACUUACUGCAAUAUUAACCUAACCUAACUACAUAAGGUUCAAAUUAUUUUAACAAGAUAAUCUUUCAGAGUUUAUAAUAUUAUGUUGUUUCCAAACAACCAGUUUUACUAUAUCGCUUGCAAUUAAUAAAUUAUUCCUAUGAAUUUACAAGUAAAUCUCAUACUUAUAGUAAGCGACAAAGGACACGUAUGAGGUAGGUUCUCCACAGCGGAUUGUACAGUGGACACUCAACAUGCCAAGUCGAUAGGCCUAUUGGUUUCAAUAGGUUCAUUGCCUAAAGACUAUUUCCUUGUAAUAAACUAUAAAAUUAUACAUAUUUUCAAUGAUAUGGCGUUGGUUAAAUUGAUAAUUACAUGUAUUGUGAUGAUAAAAAUGAGGCUUCUAUGUUUAGUGUGCUUUAAGACCAUUUUAUCAGAAAAUCCGUUGUAACUUCGGAUAAAAAGGACCUUAUUACACUUCUACAUAAGAAAACUUUAUUUAAUCUUAUGUAGAAGUGUAAUAAGAACUUUUGAAUCUUAGGUCACUCUAGAACCAUGUCUUUUUGACACCGUACUGUAUGUGUCACAGAAAACACUUCGACGUUCACUGUGAAAAGGUUCUACAGUGGAUAAUUGGUUGAUUGUAUCUGUUAUUGUCAUUUACAUAAGCCCUAUCGAUAUCCGUUCCUAUUUAAAUACGUUGCGUUCUAAGGAAAUAGUCUUUUAUAUUCCUUAUUAUCUGAGGCAAUUCACUGUAAUGUGUCUCUUCAUGCACUAUAAAUGACUUCUAUUUUUGUUACACCAAAAGGUAAAAUUGCCACAGAUAAUACAAAUUAAAAAUAUCGAUUUUAACCUGACGGCGAUCCAGAUAAUUAUAGAUAUUGAAUGUACAUAGCUAUCUCGACUAACCCCUUCUUUACACUAAUCUGGAUCGCAGUUGGCCAAAGAUCGGUAUAUCCAAAGAAUUAUUGAUAGUACAAGAGAAGGAAACUUAGAGAAAAUCAUAACUGCUAGUUUUACAGUUUAAUAAAUGACUUUUACUGUUUAAAAGUAAACAUUUUACAAUGAAGAGGCCACCUUAUUAGUCCUUUGCACAGAUAAAGAAUGUCAUACGUGAGAGCGAGAAGAUAUUUUUCUCUCUCACACACAUAUGAAUGAGUGACACACUUGCACAGGCGCCGCCUCGCGAUAUAAAAAUAAAUGUCAGUGUGCCUCCUCAUUAUAGUUUAUUACGGGUCGCAAUGCGCCAUUUAUGUCAGCUGUUAAACUGGAAAAAUGAUUUUAUCUUAGAAUUGUCUAUAGUCUGUAUCUUUAGGUAUUUCAAUAAAUGUAAACAAAAACUACCCUCAAAUGGCUCCUUAGGCACUAGUCCCACUGCGAGCUAGUAAGCUAUGAGCUAUCGGCUAUAAAAACGAACAAAAGAUAAGCAAGAGACACGGCGAUUUUGAUAGCUCACCGCUGGGCGAAUAACUAUAAACAUCGCCGUGUCUCUUUUAUUUGCACGGGAGUGCUUAUUUUUUGUUCGUUUUUAUAGCCGGUAGCUCAUAUCUUACUAGCUCGCGGUGGGACCAGUGCCUUAGGCCAGUUGAGGAUGAAUGAAAAGAUUACACGACCAAGGUUGAAAACAGGGCGCUCAACAACAGAUCUGACUGGUUUUGGAUUUAGUUGGUUAACCAAAAACUGAAACUACUCGAAAGAUUACAUAUUAUUUGUUUACAUUUUUAUUAAAUACCUAAAAGUACACAGUAUAGUCUUAUACCAUCAGUGAAUCUUUGAUUUAGACUAGGUUAUUGAUCCGUUAGUAAAAUGACUAAUAUGAAAACCCCAUAUAUUGACGGAUGGUUAAUUUACUGACCAGUCUACUUAAUAACAAUAAAAACGGGUAUACUACACAAAUAUGUAUAAAAUGAACCGUUUUUAUUGAUUGUGACUGAAACUCAACUCCUUUACUGAACUAAUUUUAUAAUCAAAACUGUUUGGGUCUUAAAACAGUAUUCAAUCAAUAAAACUUGAGUGUUUCAAUGUGUACGAAGUGUUAAGACUGGGCAUUCGUUUCUAGUUCCGUAAAGGGGUGAUGUGUAAAGGUGUUACCACAUUAACUGUAGAAAAAAAAAUAUGCUGCUAACACCUUUAAAACUUGAGUUAAUAAUCCAUACUUAUCGACUGAUUGACAAUUUCGCGAUGAAAAUCAUAAAAAUCGCUGUCUAAAUUGUCAAUAUUACCGCCACUUACUAUCGCUACUAACAUGUUAUUUCUUAGGCGGGAAACGACCAGCUAUAUUAAAUCUUGUCAUAGGGUUAUUGUUACACUGUGUCCCCAUCUGAGCGGGACAUCAGGUGGGGACGCACCUGAGUAUGUCUUUUUUGUCCACUUUUUUAUAUUUUUGAUAUAUUUUAUGUUAUUUCGACUCAGAAUCACUAGAUCAAUCUUAAUAGGUAAAAAAAUCCCAUACGAUUUUGUCUAUUGUGUUACCAUUUUCGAUAUCUUAGUUUGUAUGGGGUAACAAAGGAGAAAGUAGAAAAAUUAAAAUGUAUGUGGUAACAAAAGAAAGUAACAAAAUGGAAAUUCUGGAUUCUGGGACACUUAUUUUCUCCUAUUGAGAUAGAAAGUUCUCUUGAUUCUGAGUAGAAAUGAUCUAAAAUUCACCAAAAAUAUCAAAAAAUUGACAAAAAAACGCUCAGCUUAGUCAUACGUGCUUGUACUAAUGGAGUCAAACGAAUUGUGAUAAUAUGCUGACCUAAAUUAAGAAGAAAAUGUUGAAACUUCUGCCGCGUGUGUUUGUUUUUUUUAAUUAAAUAAUUGUAAAAAAAAUUGCAAAAAAAUGUUACUCUAAAAAUGUACCUUUUGCGUUUUGACCGUCGCAUAAUGUUUAAAUGAAAGAAUUUAAUUUUGCAAAUGUUUGUGCCAGAAUGAUGAUAAAAGUUUCAAUGAAUGAUAUGACACAUUUGUUCUAUGUUAUGUUAGGUGCUGGCAUCUCUAUUUUUUGUCGGUAUUCUGGUAAAUAAUGAUAAUUAAGUCCAUUUUUAGGUUCAGUGUUACAAAAUUGUACUAUACUUAAACGAGUGACUUGCUGUCAGUCUUAUAGAAACAAAAAAAACUUACUAAGGUGCAAAUCAGAAACUAUGUAAACACAGAUGUCGUGCAUAACUGUUUUCCAUCGUAUUUACUUGGAAAUGUUUGUAUUUGUCAUGCUAGUUCGGUCAAUGUCAGUUCUUGUACUAACUGAAAUAGCAUGACACGUUCGUAAGUUUCCUUGAAAAUAGGAAAAAAAACAUUACCUACCUACAUCUGUAACUCAAGUGCCACAUAUAAAAACAGAAUUUGUAGGCCUUAUUUCAAUAAUAUACAUAAGGGUUUUUAUUUCUUGCAUAUUCAACGAAGGUGCCUGUGACGGUCAAAACUCUAGAGGUAGUAUAUUUCGUGCUAGAUCUCGGUUUCUGUAAUUCAUGUAACAUAUGUUGUGUAACACUAGAUUAUUAUGCUUAUACAUGUUCAUUUCUCUAAUUCACAGUCAAGUAUUACAUGUAGAUGCGAAAAAUAUGUAUGCACAACUUUAACGUAUAAGAAAUAAAGUCGUUUAUACAUAUUUUUGUCACUUAUAUAUAUUUAAACUUGACUGUACUGCUAUAUUCACGUGGGUCGCGGUUUAUAUAAAAAUCAACCGUAUCAUUCUAACAUAUACGGUUCAUUUUGGUAUACUUAAGGCUCGAGAUUUGAGUCCAUGCUUCCAUCCCAAUUUUGACGUUAAACCAAAAAAUAGGAAUAUAUUUUUUGUAAUAAUAAUAUGAAUACUUUAUUUAAUGGCCUUCUAUUGAUAUAAUGAUAGUCAGGUUUGGUGUCAGACUUGGGAUGGACGCGAAUAGGUGCAUAUCGGUAUUGUUGGUGUCAAUGAUAUUGAACAUUUAAUGUGUUUAUAGGACCCGUUUGGGUGUGCCAGAUAAUUUGAUUUUUUUCUAGAUUAUUAUUAAGUUUAUAGAUAAUUUUUAUUUGGGUAAAUAAUUUUGGCUGAUUUCGAAAAUAAAUAUUUAUAAUGCGAAAGCGAAA